GUCACAUAUAACUUCAAAGCAGCUGCAUCGGAAUGUCGCGCCUCCGUGGAUUAGGAUGGCUUGCUGUGCUGCUGUCUUGCCUGCUGCAAUUGCAAACUGUCGCAGCCAUGAAAGUGUCGCUGUUCGGCGAUGGCUAUGUUUCGAUGCCCCUCCAGGAGGCCAAGAUGUCAACGAACAUUCGCGUCAAGUUUCGCACCAGGCAGGAGAACGCCUUCCUCUUUCUGGCCGCCGGUCGGACCGAUUACUGCCUGCUGCGCCUGGAGAACGGGAUCAUUAGUUUCAGCUAUAAAAUCGAACGGGAUGUGGUUCAGCUGCGUUCACCCAAAAAGCAAAAGCUCAACGACUUGGAGUGGCACGACGUGGCGGUCCAGAGAUUCGAGAACAACAUCACUCUACAGGUGGAUGGGUACAUAAUGCGCAAGCAGCUGCCGGGCCAGCUCUCUGCCCUCAAUAUUCACUUUGGAACGUUUCUGGGUGGCGUGGGGGACUUUUCGGCCGAGUUCUUGGAUGAUGUGAUCGGUUUCCGGGGAUGCAUAUCGGAUGUCUUCUAUAACAACAUCAACAUCAUCAAGCGGGCCAAGGACCGCACCAGCCACACCACCAGCAAAGGAGUGUCGUGGUCCUGCAGCACUGAGUUUGACGGUUCCACCAAGGACAACAUUAGCUUCCUGAGCAACGAUUCUUACUCCCUAAUGCACAAGGAGUCGCAUGCCACAGGCGAAUCUCUUAGUCUCCAAUUCCGCACGAUGGCCAGUGCCGGAAUUAUCUUCUUCAACGGCGGCUUCGACUUUAUGCUGCUGGAAAUCGAGGACCAGCGCUUGAAGGUGACCUUUAACAAGGCCGGCAGCCUGGUACAGUUCAUGACAAAUGAGUCCAUCUCCGACGGCAAAUGGCACCGCGUUCUUCUCAGCUACAAUGCCGCCAUGGCGGAACUGUUCCUCGACGAGGCCCCGGUGGCCUAUCGGGGAGAGCAUGGCGAGGAGUCCAAGGAAAGCAUAAAUCUCGAGAAGAGCGUCUUCUUUGGCGGCGUCCAGGAGGAGAUGCGUCGCCGGCUCAUCGGGAAAGGUCUGAGGAUAAACGAAAUCAGUUUCAAGGGCUGCAUGCGAGACAUCCAGGUGAACGAUUUGCCCUUGGGCUUCCCCGAGAUGACCGUCUCGCGCCACCUGGCCCUCAACUGCCUGUGGAAGUACCCCUGUGUGGAGUACAAUCCCUGCCUGAAGAGCGGAGUGUGCAGCCAGCACGGAGUGGACGAGUUCAUCUGCUACUGCGACCAGUCCUACUGCAUCAAAGCCGAUUUUCAGGGGCCUUUUAAGAUCUUCACCGAAACCAGCCCCGAACUGGAACUGCUCUAUGUGUCGCCCAUGCAGCUUCUGGAAGGGGGAACGGCUUUCCUGUCCCCCAGUUUCAUAGACGUAAUCCUCGAUCUGCGUCGCUAUCCUAGUCUGAGCGAACAAUCCAUUGUUUUCAACGUUGUCCAUCAGCCGAAAUACGGGCAGCUUCUGCAGUACUCUCCUGAAAAAUCCAACUUCGUGCCUUGUCGAACCUUCAGCUUGGUUGAUUUGGCGACCGAUAAACUGAAGUAUGUCCACAACGGUCAAGAAAACUUUAACGACCAUGCCACACUGGAUAUGCAAGUCUUUGGAGAUGUGCACAAGAUACCAGGGAACAUUUUGGGCAAGCAUCGGUUCCUGCUACACGCGAAUAUGACACCCGUUAACGACCCUCCUCAGUUGAAACUGCACUCGCAUAAAAUCCUGAGGGUAAUCGAGGGCAUAGAAAGGGUUCUGGACGUGGACCUUUUCAACAUUGAUGAUCCGGACAGCGAGCCGGCCAAUUUGAUAUACACAAUAUUGUCUCCUCCGAGUCCACAAGAGAAAUAUGGCUGUUUUAUGGUUGGCGGAGGAGCCACCUCCACCUUCUCCCAAGCCGAGGUUAAUCUAGGAAAAGUUUCUUAUCUUUACAACUCCACCACCGCAGAGUCCUUCAGCUAUCAGAUACAGAUACAAGUUUCGGACGGCAUUGAGACGAGUGAGACCGUCUACCUGCCGGUUUCAGUGCAUCCCCUGGAGCUGCGGCUGGUGAACAACACCGGGCUGAUCAUGAUCCACAAGAGCUCCCUGUUGCUGAGUCCAGCAAACCUGUCCAUAGGCACAAAUGCGGUGGACGAGCACAUCGACAUCAGGUACGACGUUGUAAAGGCCCCGCAGCAUGGAGUUCUCCAAAGACUGCGCCAGAUCGAUGGCUCCUGGGUGAACGUGGACUGGUUCAGCGAUAGCCAGCUGCUCCUCGGCCACAUUCGCUAUCUGCACAGCAGCGAUUUCCCUUGGCAAGAUGAAUUCAAGUUUAUUGCCUCGUUUGGGUUUGUAACCACGCAAACGUUCGACUUCCGCAUCACGUUUACGCGCCUGCGCAUAACGAGCACCCGUCCCGGCCAGAUAACCAUCAAUGGGGGCCGGGAGAUCCUGCUGACCAGCGAGGUGCUCUCAUAUGAGACCACGCCCAUCGGGAGCUUUCCGCGCAGCGUGAUCUAUAAGAUAACGAGGCCCACUCGCUACGGGGGAAUCUACGUGGAAGGAUCCCGGAAGGCGGCGAAGCAGCUGGACUCCUUCACCCAACAGGACAUCGAAAAGCGGCGCAUCCGCUACCAGACGCACCACACCAGCUACUCUAGCUUCAGCGAUCGAUUGGAGUUCGUAGUUUCCGUGGCGGAGUGCGACGAUGUGACGGGAGUGCUGGAGAUCAAUUACCGGCCCCCCGAAGAGCUUAUCAGUAAGCUGGGCUACCAGAGCCAGGAGGUUCUGCGGGUGCAAGAGGGCGAACGCGCUCUGAUAACCAAGAACCACUUUCCUAUCCGGUUCAACAUCUACGAGAGCCUCCAGUUCCAGGUCUCUGCGGCUCCGGAGCACGGUGUGGUCUGCAAGUAUGAUGAGCAAACGGGACUGACCACGCCUGUAGAAAUGUUUUCUUUGGAGCAGCUGUUCCGCAACGACAUGUACUAUUGCCACGACGACACCGAGUCCACCAGGGACCACUUUGAAUUGCUGGUGCUUUCCGGCGAUGAGACCGACUUGCAGUUCGUCUCCAAUAUGGACGUGCACAUCAAGUUGGUAAACGACAACGAACCCUACCGCACGGCCAUGGAGCGGGUGUUCCAUGUGGUGCGAAACGGCAUAAGGACCCUCAAUCCCGUAGUGCUUCAGUACCUCGACGCGGACGUCAACACCAAUCAGACGGACAUCCACUACAUCCAUAUAUCCAGUACGAAUGGGGCUUUCUACAAGUCUGGCGUCUACAUCAACAGCUUCACCCAGGACGACAUUGCCAACAGGAGGAUAAUGUUCCAGCACACUGGGCCGGACUCGGGAGCAGCCUCGUUUAUAGUCACCGAUCGGAAGCACGAGGUCAGCGGCUUGCUGGAGAUCCGGGCCUCGGAUCCCUUUGUGUCCAUGUUGGGCACCAAUGCCUCCAUCGUGCAGGAGGGAAAGUUUGUGGUCCUCAAGAACACGGACUUCAUUCUAGAGACUAACUUGGACAUGAAACUAGACGAGAUAUACUACGAGGUGAUAAAGCCUCCGUCGUACGGCAUUCUCAUGUACCUGAGCAGCGCGAACGAGGGCGAGAACGGUACCACGAUCUACAAGGCCACCAAUUACACCUCCCUGAGCAACUUUACGCAUCUGGACAUCGAAAGGGAGCGACUGGUUUACUGGAACACGGAAAUCGCUUCGAUGGACAAAGUCAGGUAUCGCGUACAUAUCAAGAACAUAACAGCCGAGGGAGAGGUCAUGUUCAGGAUAUAUCCCUCCGCUUACUGGGAGCCCCUGCAGGUCAAGCAGAAUCACACACUCUACGUGGAGGAGUCCACCAGUGUGCUCAUCUCCAGGGAUGUCUUAGAGGUGGUCCAUCCCAAUAUUUCCCCGGGCGACAUUAACUUCCUGGUGACCUCUUCACCCAUAAACGGCUACCUGGAAAUGCAGUCCACGACCUUCGAUGACGAGUACAACUGCAAGGUGUUUGAUCAGGCCUCCGUGAACACCGAGAAGCUAUUCUACAUCCAGGCAGGCGUGAACCAAUCCACGGAUUACUUUGUGUUCGAUGUCACAAACGGGAUCACCUGGCUGAGACAGUUGACCCUGAAGAUCGUGAUCAUUCCCGAAAAGCUGUACAUGCACUCAAAUAUUGUGUCCGUGGUCGAGGGGAAGACUGUGCAGCUCAGUUCCACGGACAUGCAACCCUAUUCGGAGUACUAUCGGGGCAAGAUACUGGAGUACAUAGUGACGAUUGCAUCCACAUCUGGACACAUUCAGGCCGGGAACUCCAAAGUUAAGAGAUUCACCCAAAAGCAGCUGGAACAGGGCAGCAUUCAGUACGUCCACAAUGGCAGCGAGAAUGCUACGGACACCAUCACUCUGGUGGCCAUGGCCAGGAAUAAGGAGAGUGUGCCCUUUGAGCUGGAGUUCUCGGUGAUUCCCGUCAACGAUGAGGAGCCAAUGAUGGUCACCAAUACGGGUCUGCAGGUGUGGAACGGCGGGCGAUACGUCAUCAAGAAUACGGACUUGUUGGCCCAAGACUACGACACUUCUCCGGAGAAUCUCACCUACGUGGUGCAUCACAUCUAUGGCGGCUACUUGGCCCAGAAGUCCGCACCUCAGCGCAAGAUAGAGCAGUUUACCCAGGCGCAAAUAAACACCGAACAGAUAUACUUCAUGCACGAUUCGAAUUCCCGCAGAAACGAACUCUCUUUCGUGGUCACCGACGGCCUCUUCAACACCACCACCCAGAUGCUCAACAUCGAAAUCAAGCCCAUCGAAAUCCUGGGCGAGCGCAACGAGAACCUGCAUGUUUUCCCCCUGACGAAGAAGCAGAUCCUGCGCGACCAUUUGCACUUCAAGUGCUCCGACGAGGAGCGGGAGAUACGAUACAACAUCACUGUGCCCCCCAGUCUGGGACGGAUAGUGAACGAGUUUCUGGACAAUGGGUUCAACCGGGAAGUCAGCGAGUUCACACAGUCCGAUGUGGACAACGGGUACAUAUUCUACGAGCACACCGCCGUCAUAAUGGAGUUCCGCAUAAACGACUCCUUCUACUUCGAUGUGGUGGCCGAGCGAAGUGAUCGUCUGCUGGACCAAAAGUUCAACAUCGAAAUAUCGGUUUCCUCGGGAGGGUUGCUGCGCUUCCUGCCGGUGAACAAGAUCACGGUGGAUGAAGGUGGCUCUGUGCCGAUCGUAUUGGAUUUCUCCAAGAUCCUGGACUACCUUAAAACCAAGGCGGGCAUAAGUAACCCCGAAUUGUUUAUCGAGCCGGUGCAAAAACCCACACAUGGUAGCAUAGGAUUAGUUCCCGAUUUUAAGGGCGUCCAGCGUUAUCACUCAAGUGAUUUUUUCACCAAGAAGGUCUACUACAUACACGACCACUCGGACACCCUGGAGGAUACCAUUCUCAUGUCGGUCUACCUGACGCAGGGGAACAUCUUCCUCUGCAAUUUGACGAUUCCCGUCUCGAUCAACCCCAUCAACGAUCAACCCUUCCGUCUGAUAACCCACCUGCCCCAGAUGACUGUUGUCGAGGGCGAGAACCGCACCAUUACACGCAACGAUUUGCUCACCGAGGACGCUGACACCCCGCCGGAGGAGAUCAUUUACGAUGUGAUGAGUGGCCCGACUCUGGGCGUCCUCAAGAAGAUGAAAAACGACGGCCAGGCCGAGGAGCUGCUUGCUUUCUCCAACCAGUUCACCCAGGCGGACAUAAACAACGACCGCAUCGUGUACGUUCACUUUGGCAAUCCACAAUCCACCACAUUCUGCUUCACUGUAUCGGACGGACAGGCUAACGCGGCCUACGAGAUAUUCACCAUUAAAAUCGCCCCCAUCAGCCUGCUACCUUCAGCCUCUCAAGUUCCCGUAAAGAUACAGCAGGGCGCCACGACUGCCCCCAUGAGGCUAGAGCACAUUGGCCUCACCACGAAUGUACAGGUGGAAAGGCUGUCGUACAAUGUCACCAACUCGCCGAUCUACGGCAUUAUGGUGUUCAACAAUCAGCCCACUCUGAGAUUCACCCAACAGCAGCUGGAAUCCGGCCAGAUUAGCUUCAUGCAGACGGACCAGAAUCGAUCCAACGACACUUUCCAAGUGAGUGCGUACGUCCCGGGCACCAACUACGCCGCCCAAGUCGACAUCGUCAUGGAGGUGGAGCCGGUUAUCCAAAUCAACAGCAUACACAUGAAGGAGGCUGACUCUGCAGGAGGUAGGAUAAGGCUCACCACCUCCCUGGACACCGACAAUCCUCUGUCCCUGAAGCUGAACAAAUUCAACCCGAAAUUCGUAGUCACCAGGAUGCCUGCCACUGGGCAGAUCAGAAAGAUAAUCCGGAGCACGGGAUUGGCGGUCGAUGGCCCCAACGAGCGGUCCACCAACAUAUUCUCCUACAAGGAGCUGCGCAGUGGAGUGGUCUACUUUGUGCCCCACAAGUCCCCAGAAGACACGGAGGAGGAUGUCGAUAGUUUCGAUUACCAGCUUCUCAUAAAAACCGUUCAGCCCGCCCAGGCCACUGUCUCCAUUGAGUACAGAAGCCGCUCGGAGGAAACGGAGACGGUUCACUUGGGCAACGCCGGGCUCUCCAUCAACUAUCUGGCCAUCGGCUGCGCCUUUGCGAUUCUGCUGAUUUUCCUUCUUAUAGUCCUGCUCGUUUUGAAGUUUAGGAAGUUGCGGAAGCACAAGGCGGACAUUUCCAAGGAUCAGCCGCCGGCACUGCCCUGCCCGCCGGACUUGACUUCGGUGAGUCCCCAGCACCAUAUGCACCACCACCACCACAGCCACCACUACGCCAGCUCCGAGGCAGACUCUGUACCACCCACCGGAAACUCCACACCCCUCCCCGGGUUCAGCAACAUCCCGCACUGCAAGAUCAUACCCGUGGAGUCGUACAAGCACGAGUUCCCCGACUACGACCCGGACGAGGAGGAGACGGACGACCAGUGCGAUCCGCAGCAGAUGAUGCUGCCCCAGAGGUACAAUCCGUACCUCAUGGAGCACGACGCCUGGAGCUCCUCCUGCGACAUGGCGAACGACUUUGCUGGCUACGCCUCCGUGCCGCAGAGUAUUUCGGGAUCUGUCAGCUCGCCGCCCUCGGCCCCGCCCACCAAUCCUCUGCUGCGGCGGAAUCAGUAUUGGGUGUAAGGGAUCAAAGAACUUUCUAAUUUUAAAUCUGACAAAAGUUAUGGGAGUUCCUCCGUUAAAUUGAAAAGCUAAAGUGGUUCAAAUUGGAUCGGAAUUAGUCUUAGCUUAUUUAUUUAAGUUUAAGCUUAUGUUUAAGGCUGAUUUAUGAGAUUCGUAAGAUUAAGGAAGCAUUUUAAAAACAAAUCUUAUAAAACAUAUCUGGCGUGUCAUAUAGAAACGAUUUACAUCUUAGGAUAAAUACAGGAGUUAUACUCAAAAAGCCAACUUAACUUAGACUUAGUAUUGUGUUUGCCAACGUGGAAUACUUAUUAAAAUAAAUGACAAUAUAUUUAAGUACAAA
Molecule: messenger RNA, 7515 nt
Organism: Drosophila bipectinata
Lineage: Eukaryota; Metazoa; Arthropoda; Insecta; Diptera; Drosophilidae
Gene: kon
Product: chondroitin sulfate proteoglycan 4-like protein
Biological process (GO): anatomical structure morphogenesis
Source: RefSeq, a predicted model, not a curated record